Messenger RNA from Annulohypoxylon maeteangense, 1650 nucleotides. RefSeq lists its product as uncharacterized. NCBI's taxonomy places the organism in Eukaryota, Fungi, Ascomycota, Sordariomycetes, Xylariales, Hypoxylaceae. The coding region runs from base 66 to 1418 and encodes 450 amino acids. The transcript has 2 exons. The record is from RefSeq and is a predicted model, not a curated record.
CCCGGACAAAGUCCCUCUGCUGAAGUAUCUAACGGUUCUCUUUGCCAGAGCCGAAGAAAUCCGUCAUGGAUUCAGACUUGGUCCCCGCCGCCGUAAGCGCCCGCACCCCCCUACUAAGCGAGGCCGCUAUCAGGCUGGUCAAGGCCCUCGACGACGGCAAUUGCCUAGAGGAGCUCUUCCCUCUCGUCGCCGACAUGGCCAAGGAAUUCCGUGGUCAAGGUUUGGUCUCGUGCGAGAAGAUGCUCGCCAUGUUCGAGGAUCCCGAUUGCGAGGACUACCUUACCAUGAUGCGGCUGUUUCACAUGUUCAACCGCAAGACGUUGAGAGCGCUAAUCUUAGGUACGAUCCCAUACGACGUGCCGGACAUAGCCUCUCCGAACAACGAGAACCUGUACCCCGCCCAAGGCGCCGGGACAUACCUGGCAGGCCUUUCCAUCGAAGGGCGCCGCGGCGCUUUCCUCAACUGCGAGGAGAUAGCCAAGGUGUUAGGCAUCUUGGAGUCGUACAGGCUCGGCUGCGAAGCUUGGUUGGAGAUCAGCAGGGAGGACGACUACGGCCAGAGCCAGGUCGACCCGGACCAGAGGGCACACCUGGAGUCCGCCAUGAUGCUCGACAACGAGUUCCUCGCCGAGAACCGGCGCUGGAGAGAUGGCGACGAAUUCCGCCGACCCCUGGCCAUGAACGGUAAGACCAGCUUCGCAGCCAUCGCCGGGCUCGAGGAUCAGUUCCGGAGACGCCUUCGCUUCCGAGAGAGCGACCCGGAGGUCUUCCAGAUCUCGAGCCCUGCGAUGCCACGGCACGACCCUAGCUGCUCGACGAUGAAAAGGUCGUCGUCUAUACGCAAUCUGCUAAUCGCGUGCAUCCGCAAGCUGGGCCUGAACGUGGUCGGGAACGCCUAUCCUAUCAUGCUGGCAUGGCAACCGUCCCAUAUCCCGCUAACGGAGAUCCUGGUGACGGUCCUGUCGCAUUCACUGGUGUCCUUGGGAGGGUUCAACGUCAUCCAGCCGGGGACGAGCCCGAUCCCAGGCAACCCGACCCAUCAGAGGUACGAGGACAACCAGAUACUCAUCUUCCUCGACCGCCCCUGGGCCCACGAGAACAUCACAUUCUCCCACGAGAUCUGGGAUGCUCGGCCUGCCCUAGUGGAAGCGGUCAGGAGGAUUGAGCAGAACGACGCCUCGCGAGAGAGGACGAGACAACUCGCCGCCGAGAACCAGAGGUUGAGGGCGGUUGUCGAAGGUCUCAUGCUCGACGUAGAGCGGGUGUUGGAUGAGAGAGCUGCCGAGCGGGAACGCGUGCGGCGCAGACUCGAUGAAAUACGACCAAUCAUGGACUUGGUAGACUUGAUUCGAGAGUGCUAUGUCUCUAACUCGGAGGAUCCCGCGAGGGACGACCCCGAAGAGGACGAGCAUAACUAGCCGGCUAGGCAGAGCUGGACGGCUAGAGAAAUGCAGGGACCGAGGUGUCGCGCUGCAGGGAGGGAUAUCAUUAUGGGCUCCUGAUCUUGGACACCGGGUCCUGCGUUGUGGGGGGGAUACUAUGAUGGGCUCCUGGUCUUGGACGUUGGGUCUUGUGUUGGUUGGGGGGUAAUAUUAUGGUUUCCUGGUCAUGGAUACUGGGUCCUGCGCUGCAGAGGGGAUAUCAUUUUGG